Messenger RNA from Ceraceosorus guamensis, 8922 nucleotides. RefSeq lists its product as hypothetical. The coding region runs from base 115 to 8790 and encodes 2891 amino acids. The record is from RefSeq and is a predicted model, not a curated record. Gene Ontology annotation, cellular component: 90S preribosome; small-subunit processome; nucleolus. The transcript has 6 exons. Lineage: Eukaryota; Fungi; Basidiomycota; Exobasidiomycetes; Ceraceosorales; Ceraceosoraceae.
AUCGUGUAUCUCGGUCUCAGUAUCCAGCUCCAAGGAAGACGAUUCCACUUCGAAACCACAUCCCCUUUCCGGCACCUGUAGGCCUUAGCACUAGCUCGCACCCCUCAGGCGAUCAUGCCUCCUUCUGCAUCAUUCCCCGCCAAGAAGGCGAAGAAGAAGCCGACGCGCGAAGCUGCAUUCAGAAAAGCAUUAACAGCAGAGAAGGCGGCGCGGUCGGCCACGUUGGCAGCAUCCGGCAAGGUGGCGUCAGCAGUGACGAAUCCAGCCAAAUUGCAAGCCAAAGCCAAGGCCAAGGCCAAAGGCAAGGACCGAGAGUUGGCAGACGAUCCUCAUCCAUUCAGGUAUCGCUCCUUCAACGAUCGGCUCGCCACCGCUCACAUUGGCGCAUCCAAGACCGCCCGCAAGCAUGCGCUCGCGGGACUCGAAGCUCACGGCCCUUUGGCUGCAAGCUCAUCCUCUUCCACUUCGCACAGGCUAAUGGACGUGGACGAUGAUCUGGAUGACGAGGCUACAGCCGAUGCGGUAUUCUCCGAGACUUCGUUCGGCCGGGCGCUGGCGGGCUGGCGAGAGCUCAACCUUUCUCUGCCGUUCACCUCUUUCGCUCAGCAAGCCGCACCACUGGCGCAAACGCUGCCGCUCUUGCUACAUCACCGCGAGAAGGUAUCAUCGUUGCUGGCAGACUUGCUGACAUCCCACCACCCCGAUGCUUGGCUGGCAUACGACGCUGCCAUCGACCUGGUGCCUCGCCUGGCUUUGGAUUUGCAAGAGGAGUCCGAGCCAGUCUAUCCAGAGCUGCUGGGCGCCCUGCUCCACGCAGCCACCCUGUCAAAGCAUCAAUGCAACCAGGACGAGCGUCUUGCGGCUCGACUUGUUGAGAAUGCUUUUGAUUCUGCAGCAGUAACUCUAAGGGUGGUAGCGCCUCUGCUCCUCAGACAAGAGGAUUCAAGACAUUUGCUGGCCACGUGGGAUCUCGUAAAGCCGUAUCUUGGCUGGUACAGCUCAGAGAUGGGCUCUGGCCAGUUCCUUAACCGAGCCACAGAGCGACAUGUUGAUCAAGAUGACGGCGACGAUGACCAUCUCGAGCGCGACGGCGAGCAAGAAGCGGAGGGCGACGCCGAAAGCUCAGCGGGCGCAGAAGAUGCCGCGGCAAGGGAUGUUGAAGCUGGCGACGACGCCUCUAGGCCGCGCAGCCGACCACGCAAAGUUCCAUCAUAUACGCGACGCUUUGCAGCGGAGGCCCUGGCGCAUCUUGCUCGGAAGGCACGAGAAACGCAGCUGGACAACCUGGCGAGCGCUAUGAUUAGGGAUGCGUCGGCGUUGUCGAGCGCCACCUUCACGGUCGGCGUGGCGGCAGUGUGGGCAGAAGUCUGUAAGGCUUCCGAUGGCCGUUUGCAGUCUGGCGCAAUUGCGGUGCUCGAGCGGCUGCUCGCGUUGAGAUACUUGAAGCCCGACCUACUCGCAACCUUGCAGCAUGUAUUGGUGCUGGUGUUGGUCAAUCUUACGCACCAGGUGUAUUCGAGUCACCUUGCACAGGUGGCUGAGAUGCUCAUCACUCGCGCGGCCUCCACCUUGAGGUCGUUAAAAGCGUGUUCAGAUCAAAAAGCAGCAGACACGUUGACUUCGGAGCUGGCGCAUCUGUUGCAGCUAGUGGGUGCCUAUGUUGGGGUGAGGAAGGGAAAACGCGUUGAUGAUUCUUUGAAACCAACGCUCUUCGCCUUUCUGCUCGAGUUCUCGGAAUGGGCGAGCCAUUACCACAGCUCUACGAAUGUAGCAAGGCGGCUCUUAUCACAGCGCUCUGUGGAGCUCCUGGCCCUCUCACUGCCGCUUGGCCGCAUCCAAGAUCUGGUGGGUCGAGGGAUCAAGAUCAUAGAUGCUUUCGGGGCAGCGCCUGUACUCUCGCCUCACUUCGCAGCGCUGGUCAUGGCUUUGGGCUGUUCCGAGAUUACUUGGUCAGGCUUCAAGCAGUUCGUGAUGCCAGCUGUCAUGCGCCUCACGACCGCCGCUUUGACGUCACCAGCUGACGGCGGUCAGCAGGCCUCUGCUCUUGCACUAUUGGAUGAGCUGAAUCGGCAAGGGAGUCUGGGCGAGACUAUUGCGUCAUCUGCAGCAGCACCUCAUGUUGCCAAUUGGUGCAGCAACGUGACUGCAGCUGUGAAUGAUCAGCUGUCAUCGCUCGUUUUGCGCGUCGAGCAAGUCGCAAGAAGCGAGCAAGUCGCGGUCAAUGCUGUCGUUCAGCCGGUCGACCUUGCCGCCAUCCGAUUAUCGCCGACUUUUGCUCGGCUGCAAGCGCGCUCAUUUACAACAUCGCUGCAGCGUCUUGUUUCAGCGGCGUUGCAAAUUGGCUUGAACAGAGAUUGGAGAAGCUCGCCACUGAAUGGUCUGCUCAUCGCUGCCCUCGCCAUGGACGCGCUUUCAGACAUUCUCGACUCGGACGUGAGCAACAAGGAUGCAGGUCAGCACCUUUCCUCUCUUCUGGGUUCUGAGGGAGCAGUUACUCUCGUGUUGUCUCACCUAGCCGAUCAUCAUCUCGCGUUUUGCGCGGCUACGAGACUAAUGACCACCGCACGAAGCAAAGGGAUCGAGUGCGCAAGUAGAUCGCCUCCUUCGCUGAUCUACCUCAAGGACGUGGUGGCGAAGCACGCGGCUUCGUCCGAUGCACGAAUGCGAAGCGCAAUCGCAGAUUUGCUGACAGCAUCUCCCAGCCCGAUCACGGACCUGCUGUCGAUGAUAUCAGCCAUCGAAGCACUUCCAUUGACGAUCGAGUGUAUCCGGGAUCGCAACGUGCGUACGAGGGCGCUUGUUAGAGAAUUUAUCCGACUCGGCACCCCCACUGCUUCCGAUGCUGAGCAGCACGCACUGGCGGUAGACCUUAUCGCCAGGUACCUCGUAGGAAUUUUCAAAUUAAAUUUGAGCCCGCUGUGGCCCGAGGCUCGAGAAGCGCUAGUCGAGUUCUCGACCAAAUACGGAGAGCAAGUGUGGGCGGUCGCAUUCAGGGAGCUGCAAGACACUUGCCAUGGUCCACAGACUCCGACCGACUGGACGGCGCCAACGCAGCUGCCCCAAAAAGACUCGGGGCGUUCUGAACCAUCCAUUUGGUUUGGCGAUCCUCAAGAUAAAGAAUUUGACGACCCGCAGCUUCGCGCACGGCUGUUUGCAAUAGCGGCAGUCUUGAACGCCGCAUUGCAAGAUGGCGCGCACAAACGGCAGAGGAUGAUGCACGAGUUAGGAGAGAUUCAAUCCAUCGAGGGACGACUAGAUGUUCAGAAUUACCACUCUCAAAUCUUGAAGCUCUUGGUGCGUCUCCCACGUCUGGUCGAAAAACACAAUGCGCCUCUCGUGGAGCACUUCCUCGCUCUGGUUCAAGAUACCGCAGCCAUCACGGAUGAUGAAGACGAAGAAGCAUUCCAAGCAAGUACAGCCACAUCGAAGUCCGCCGAGACGCCUCGCCUGGGAGCUACAUCCAAGGAACGCCGCGCGCGUCUGUGCAACUAUCUGGAGCUCUUCUCGCAGUUCACAAAUCCAAAGGCCCUUUCGCGCGCGGAAGACCUGCACCGGUACUUCAUGUCGUUGUGCGCAAUAGGCGAUCCAAGCAUACAACGUUCUGCGCUCGAGUGCGUUCUCACGUGGAAGGAUCCUGCACAUGUCCCUUACGCCGAGAACUUGCUGGCUUUGCUGGAGACGUCCAAAUUCAGAGAAGAGCUUUCUUCUUUCAAUCUCGCCGCUUCUGGUGACUCUAUCCAGCCUGCGCAUCGAAGUGGGCUGCUUCCUGUGCUCAUCCGCAUCUUGUUUGGCAUCAUGGUAUCAAGACGCAACCGCAGUUCUUCCGGGGCGGGCCAGUCAGCACGCAAGACUGCCAUCAUGGCAGCCUUUGCAAGGCUUGCAGCAGAAAACCUCGGCACGUUGGUAGACCUAAUGCUCGCUCCCUUUGCAGAUCAGCGUGUCGUUGAUCUGCCUGCGGACGAACAAUUCAAAUUCAGCUCUACCGCCAGCAGCGCCUCGCUCCGACGACAGAAUGGAUUCAUCGCCCUCUUGGCAGACGUUAUAAAGCACGUCAGCCAAGCAAUGCGACCGUACUGGCCCCAGCUCAUCAGCGUAACCUUCAAUUUGGCGCACCACGCCUCCCUAGCAGCCGAGAAGGCAGAAGGCUCGACCAAAGCUCUGCGCAGUCUUCGGCAGGCCGGUCUAAGGCGUAUUGCAGAAUUCUUCAACCAGCCCGGCAAGGAUCUCUUCAAUUGGCAGCCCUUCUUGCCUGCACUCUUUGAGGGCUUCAUUGACCCUCGUUUGCCGACUCUGCCAGCGGACAGUGCACAGGGAUUUUCAGCUCUGCUAGAUCUGUUUUACACUUGGUCAGGUCGUCUGGAAUUUGUGCAUCUUCUGCAUUCUCAAUACAACGAUCGGCUGCUCCCAAGCGUCUUUGCUUGCCUUGCAGAGCAGACAGUCAAGCCGCCCGUCAUCACGCGUAUACUCGACAUUGUCGAUCGCCUUCUCGUCAUCUCCACCCUCGAAGUGCAAGAUGGAGGUGAAGCCGAAGUGGAUCGCGUCCUCAGACCUAAUACCACUGCAUUUCUCAACAGCAUCCGCCCUUUGAUGCAACGGCACGGAUUGACUGGAAGCUCUUCACCCAGAAGUACUGACGACUCUGUCCGCCGCCUGAUACAGAUUCUGGCAAGCCUGGCGCGCUAUGUCGAGUCGCCCGAGGACGCAUCGCAACUUCUGAAAAUGCUCGGCCCCAUGCUCCAAAAGAGCAACCACGCCGUCCCCGAGCGGACAAAGACGGAUUUGCUGCGCAUCUUCCGUGACCUUCUUGCCCUCACACCGGACUUUAAGGAUCCAGCAUCUGAGAUUUUCACCGCGCACUACCACAUCUUCUCGGCAGCUUUUGCCACGAUGCGGUCCGCAGAAUCUCGUCAAACAUUGGUGGCGGCGUUUGGGCAGUUCGCUAAGAUCGAUACGAACCUUGCGCGGAUUGCACGCUGGAUAGAAGAACUCAACGCUUUCAGCACGCGUCGAGUGGAAGAACCCGAUUUUGACAGGCGCCUCGAAGCCUUUGACGAGAUUACGAGCUCCAAGCAGGACAUUGCGCUGCGCGAAUGGGUGCCGCUUUUGCAGAACAUGAUGCACUUCAUUCAGAACCAAGAUGAGCUUGCUAUCAGAUCCAACGCUGGUCAGCUGCUUCGUGUGUACCUGGAAGCAGUUGCUCGAGCCUCGGCCAGCGACGCGGACGGUUGGCGUCAUACAUAUCGCACUAUUGUACAGCCUGGCCUCCGGCGCUGCAUACGUUCAAAGCACGAGCUGGUCCGCCGGGAAGUGCUUGGCGUGUUGAUGAGUGCGAUCGAGUACUUAGGAGACUCGUUCGACUCACUCGGAGACAUGAAGUGCUUGUUAGCCGACGGCGAUGAGGAGGCAAGCUUCUUCACCAACAUCUAUCACACGCAGCUGCACCGACGCGCUAGAGCGCUCAAACGUCUGGGGGAUCAAGCUGAGGCGGGCAGAAUACGCGGCAAGACGAUUGUAGAGCUGCUGUCACCACUUCUCAUGCACUUCCUGAUCCCAGGAAACGCUGUGAGCGAUCAUAACUUGAUCACCGACACCAUCGUCUGCUUUGGUCGGCUAGCAGCCCAGCUGCAAUGGGGCUCUUACAACGCUUUGCUCUGGCGAUUCUUGCGUCUGGCAAACGAAACCGAAGGCUCCCAAAAGAUCUUCGUCCGUGCAGCCAUGGCUGUGCUUGACUCGUUCCACUUCGAGCUUGACGCACAGGUCUGCGGCGAUGACGCUGCAGAGAUCAUCGAAGAAGGCGAACAGGAUGCUGAGAACGAGUUCAAAGUCCAAAGUACGAUGCACAAUGACGCUGCGCAGCAGUCCGGCAAGAUUCUAGAUGCGGUCACGUCUCGCUUACUUCCAGCAUUGAUGGGCUAUCUCGAUGAGAAGGACGAGGCGGAUGACGCGGUCAGGCUGCCUGUGGCGAUCGGUGUGUGCCGCGUUGCGCUGUGCCUCCCAGAGCCGUCCAAGUCAAAUCACAUAGCAAAGUUGCUCACAACGCUAGCAAACGUGCAGAAAAGCAAAUCGCAAGUCACGCGCGAUCUUGGCCGCGAUUCGCUCUGUAAGGUCAUGACUGCACUUGGCCCCAAACACUUGCCCACUGCCAUGGGGGAACUAAGGCGUGCGCUCGUCAGAGGUACUCAGCUUGCGGUACUGGCUUUCACGGCGCACGCUCUGCUGGUUCACUUGAUGUCCCUGCCUGCGGAUGCGCCUGCGCAUCUCAGCCUACUUGAGCAUGGAGUGGGAGAUCUGGUUCAUGCGGCAACCGAAGAUAUCUUUGGCCUCACUGCGGAGGACCGUGUCACCGUGGAAAAUCGAACGAAGCUCAAGGAGGUCAAGCACAGCAAGAGUAUGGAUACUUUUGAAAGGCUUGCAAAGGUGGUCGCACCUCUUCAAUUUGGAGUCCUUCUGGAGCCUGUCCGUGACGUCCUCGCCGAAACCGAGGCUCAGAGAUCUUUGAUAGCCGCGGAGGACGUGCUGCGUCGCAUCGCAUCUGGUCUAAAUGCAAAUCCACACUUUGGCGCGGAAACGUUCUUCACUCUUUGCCACUCCCUAAUUGCCGGCAAUGCGGCUUUUCUCCAGCCGCAGAAGAGCGCAAUGAACAAAGGAGGAGCCAAGCUCAAAGGAGGCUACCGCUUCAUUACACACAUGAAGAGAAGGGAUGUCGAGCUUGGGCUAGCUGCCCAAGACCAUAGGGCGCGCAACGCUCACCGCUUUGUCGCCUUCGGUCUCGACCUUCUAGUCACGGCUUUGAGACGAGAGCGAUUCAAGGAUGCAGCGAGCAUGCUAGCUGUGCGCCUCGAUCCUUUAGUCAACCUCGCGGGUCACACUCUCUACGCCCCGCAAAGCUCAAUCGUCGUCCUGAGUUUGAAAGCGAUCAGUGGCCUGGUCAAGCACGACCUGCCUUCGCUCGAUCAAGCUGCACCCGUCUUCGCCAAGCAAAUACUCGCAAUCGUGCAGCGCGAAGGCACUGCCCAGUCGACGAUGGGCCAGGCAGCGAUCAAAUGCCUGACCUCGGUUUUGAGAGGCUGCCAAGACGCACAAUUGCCCGAGCAGCAGCUGGCAGAUCUCCUGAAAGUGGUAAUCCCAGAAUUGGAGGAGCCUUUGGCCCAAUCUGCCAUCUUCGCACUUUUGCGCGGCAUCUUGUCGCGCAAGAUCAUUCUGCUUGAGGUGUACGAAGCGAUGGACAAGAUCGCGGAAAUACUGGUGACGAAUCAAAGUGCGACCGUGCGCGACUCGUGCCGAGCUGCGAUGAUUCACUUCAUGCUAGAGUACCCGCUAGGCAAAAGCCGUCUGCGCAAGCAAAUGCAGUUCAUGGCGAAGAACCUGUCGUACACGUACGAAAGUGGGCGGCUCAGUCUCCUUUCCCUGCUCUCCUCAGUGCUCGCCAAGUUUGACAUGGUCGUCAUCCGGGAACACGCCGACUUACUCUUCGUGGCUUUGGUAAUGGUGCUCGCAAACGACGAUUCAAGUUCUUGCAGAGAGCAAGCAGCUCGGCUUAUCGGUGUUCUCUGCACCUUGGUGGACGAAGAGCAUCGCGGACGAAUGAUUCACCUCACUCAUUCCUGGGCAACGCAGCGCGAGCAGUCGCAGCUCAUGAGAGUAGCCAUGCAGGUCUACUGUAUAUUCUUAGGUGCUGUUCCAGAGUCCGCCAGCGAGUGGCUGCCGCGUGCGCUGUCUAGUCUUGAUGGUACACUGCAAGCGUGUGUGUCAGAUCUCGUGGACGCCGAACACGACACAACGUUCGACAAUCUCGGUGAUCCAAAGCAAUUGGACUGGCAGCUCGCUUAUCAGGCUCUACAAUUUGCAGAGCAGCUUCGCUCGGGCCAACAAGCCCUCGAUAUCCUUGAAUCUCGCUCGACAUUUAGCAUCUGGCGAUCCACAGUCGGUCUCCUCCUUUUUCCUCACGCAUGGGUACGACUAGCGGCCAGUCGGUCACUAGGCUCGCUAUUUGCGUCCGCGCCUGCUGCACAGCCAACCGAGGAUGAGCCACUCAGUCUCGAGUUCAUGAUCGAAAUCGCAAGAAAACUAGCGCUACAGCUUCAAGCAGAUGCAGAAGAGGUCAACGAUGAGCUCAGCCUUCAAGCGGUGAAGAACCUCUUGUACAUAGGACGCUGCUUUGCUCUUAAGCCUGCUCACGACCGUGGCUCUUCGAUCGAGCGGACGGAAGAGGCAUCCGCUCAUGACGAGGGCGAUGACGAGAAUGAAAGUAUUCCCGAGGAGCAAGACAAUGCGGCGGCAAACCCUCUAGCCUGGCUUUACACGAAGCUUUCGUUCACAGCGAGAGGGGCGAGACUCAGUGCUGGCAAUGCGGAGCCUCAAAUCAAUCGUGCUGCCUCUGUGCUGCGCUGGUUUGCAGCAAUGGCUACGCAGCUUGAGUCCUCGCGCAUUGAACCAUUUCUGUCUCACAUGAUCGGACCGAUCUUCCGCAUUCUGGAUGACGAGAGUCUCAAGGCGGACAGAUUUGAUGAGCUCAAGUCUCUCGCGAUGGAAGUUCAGGAGCUUCUCCAGGCGCAGCUUGGAGCCACUAGGUAUGCCGCCGUGCACUCCCGCAUCAAGCAAGCGAUCCUCGAGAAGCGCCGCGAGCGCAAGACGGCAAGGUUGAUGCAAGGCAUCAGCAAUCCCGAAGCAGCAACAGCCAGAAGAGCGAAGGAAAAUACGAAGAAGCACGAAAGCCGGAAGAGAAAGAAUGCGAAAUUUGCAGAUACCAAGAUGCGCAACAAACCCUCCAAAAGAUCGCGGGUUAGCUAGGUGUGCCCCGUCUUACUCUACUUGUAUUUGUACAGCGAACCGCGGCAAAUGCCAGCAGGCACUCCUCAAGUAUGUCUGCAAAAAUCUUAAUCUAUAUUCGUGCGUGACGGCAUCACGAGGUAUGUGAGCGGG